CCAGAUAACAGCCUGAACAGUUGGAUCAAGUAGCAGCUUGUUCAACACCGCAACCUGAUGGACACCAGAACACUCUAACGGUUUCCUCCGCGACGCAGGGAGACACUCUUUGGUUUGUACAGGCUGAUCAGCUGACUGGAGUUGGCGCUGAAAGUUACAGUGGAUGGUUGGUAGUAUGUAAAAACCUCUUGUAAGGCAGAAUCGCUAAAGAGGAAGGCUGUGUGGAGACAAGGGAGGGACGCAGCUUUCCGUUAAUUCAGUCCCAGGGCACAGCGGCGGCAGACGGCACCAUGAGCACCCCGCUUUACGCACCAACUCCCAUCCAGCCGGCUCACCCGACCCCCUUCUACAUUGAGGACAUUCUGGGGAGGAGUGCCUCGACCACCUUCUCUCCCUCCUCUUCUUCAUCCUCCGCCUCUUCAUCCUCCUCCUGCCCCGCGCCAGUUAUCCCCACGCCGACCCUCGCGUCGCCCAACUCUUCCUUCACGAGCCUCAUCUCACCGUACCGGACACCGAUUUACGAACCCACGCCGAUCCACCCGGCGCUGUCGCACCACGCCGCCUCAACGCUAACGGCGACAUACGCCGCCACCGGGGCUUUCGCCAGCCCCAUCUACCCGUUCCACCAGCACCACCGCUCCAUGGGGGAGUACGCACAGGCGCUGCUGAGGCGCGAUCCUCUCGGGAAGCCUCUGCUGUGGACCCCUUUCAUCCAGCGGCCGUUACAUAAAAGAAAGGGCGGACAGGUCCGGUUCUCUAACGACCAGACCAUCGAGCUGGAGAAGAAGUUUGAGACGCAGAAAUACCUCUCUCCUCCGGAGAGGAAACGACUGGCCAAGAUGCUGCAGCUCAGCGAGAGACAGGUUAAAACCUGGUUCCAAAAUCGACGAGCGAAGUGGCGAAGACUGAAACAGGAGAAUCCUCAGGGAGGGAAGAGGGAGGUGGAGGACGACAGGAGUAAUAAAGAAGACGAAACGACUGGGAUCCAGAGUCCGGAGCAGAGACACACGGUCCUGGCCUCUGAGCCGGCGCAGACGGGUCCUACCUGUGUGAGCUCCGUGUCCCCCCAGCGGCCCCGUACGGAGCUUGACUCUGACGUGUCAGACGACUCGGACCAAGAGCUGGAUAUAGAGGACGACGACCAAUUCACACGGAACCCGCAGUUCUGAACCACAGGCUCCACUCGGACAUUCGGAGCUGAAUGAUGAAGACCGUUGAUUCUUCUGACACUUGAACCUGUUCCCCCAACCCCCUCACUCAGACAGGUGGUCCUGGUGUAACGUUUAUGUUCAGCUCGAUAAACAGAACGUUUCACCAUCCUCAGCGUCCUUAACCCACGGCUCUCUUUUUUCUUAUUGUAUAUAAACAUAAUAUUCUGCUGUAUUUGUGACCAUUAGCCUAUUACUGUUUUAUUUCAACCACUGUAAAUGAGUAAUCGACUUAUAGAUGAGUUUCUCUGCUGUCUGUCGUUUUACACGAUAAACGCUCUUAAAUCUUUUGCCAUAAAUUGGGAUAUUCCAUUAAAUAAUUAAUACAAAGCUGAUUCUGAUUUGUUUGGUAUAGAUAGAUACUAACUUUGUGAUAAGAAUUCAUUUUGCAGCUUUGGAUGGAGCUGCAUCAGCUGGAAUUUGAUUAUUUUGUAAUUUGUAAAAUUGUACAGAGAAAAAGGAAAUCUGUAAAUGACAUACAUACAUUUAUGUUUUCAAUUAUAGGCCAUUUAUUACUCGGCAAAGAAUUAAAAUGACCAAAUAAAAACCAAUCAAUAAACCAAAAAUAAAUAUAAUCAUUAAAAUGAAAAAAAUAGAACAAACGGGGUUUUAGUCUUAGUAUAUCCAGGCCUGAUCAUGGUCAGUAAUAAAACUAAUUUGAUACACGGUUAUUACAUUGUUGUUGAUAAUAAUGUUAGAUAUAUUAAAAUGUCGUAUUUCUUAUUGUUGCCAACGUUUCUAUGAGAUUGAAACAUGUGUUGUGGACACUAUUUUUUAUAUUUCCCAAAGUUCAGCCGGACACAUUUGACUUGACAUUUUUGUAAAGUGGGAUUGAACAUUUUUGCAGUGUUACCUUUAUGAGUGUGACUGAAUUAUAAUUAUAAUCAUAAAUAAUUUGAUUUUUUGCUUGAAUUCAGUAAAAGUAUUUCUCACA
Messenger RNA from Lates calcarifer (barramundi perch), 2142 nucleotides. RefSeq names its product hematopoietically expressed homeobox (gene hhex). Bases 291 to 1169 code for a protein of 292 amino acids. The record is from RefSeq and is a predicted model, not a curated record. Gene Ontology annotation, biological process: cell differentiation; regulation of transcription by RNA polymerase II. The transcript is spliced from 4 exons. Gene Ontology annotation, molecular function: RNA polymerase II cis-regulatory region sequence-specific DNA binding; DNA-binding transcription factor activity, RNA polymerase II-specific. Lineage: Eukaryota; Metazoa; Chordata; Actinopteri; Centropomidae.